Molecule: messenger RNA, 6318 nt
Organism: Cottoperca gobio
Lineage: Eukaryota; Metazoa; Chordata; Actinopteri; Perciformes; Bovichtidae
Gene: col4a2
Product: collagen, type IV, alpha 2
Exons: 48
Coding region: 271-5301 (1676 amino acids)
Biological process (GO): extracellular matrix organization
Cellular component (GO): collagen trimer
Molecular function (GO): extracellular matrix structural constituent conferring tensile strength
Source: RefSeq, a predicted model, not a curated record
UGUUACAAACACUUUGACUUUUCUCGGUAAGGAGAGGGACUACUCGGCACACUUUGGUGUGUUUUUGUGAGAAUAUUUCAGCAGGUUUUGGUGCCACAAGUACCUAUUUUGAAACUUUUCAGCCCGGGAUCCCGCGCGUCUCUUACCCCGUGAUAUCCAUUCCCUUCACCUUAACACCACACGCAAGACUGGGGUGACUGUCGGGCAGACAUGCUGUAGAAGUGUCUCUACAAGUGAAACAGCGGAGUGAAACUGAAAUUUGCGGUGCGCAUGAGUGGGACCAUGCAAGGACAACACAACAGAGGACUGAAUAAUCUGAGGCUUUUGCUUCUGUGCCUCUCCAUUUCCAUCCUCGCCUCAGGAGUGUACGCGGGUGGGAAGAAGCACAGUGGCCCAUGUGGAGGAAGAGACUGCAGCGGAGGCUGUAAAUGUUUCCCAGAGAAGGGUGGCAGGGGUAACCCUGGGUCUCUAGGUCCUCAGGGUCACCAGGGGCCUUCAGGGAGACCAGGCGAUGCAGGCAUCCAAGGACCAAAGGGGGAGAAAGGUGACCGCGGCCGUGGUGGAUUCAUAGGUCCUAAAGGAAAUGUGGGAAUGACCGGCAUUCCUGGGUUUUCUGGAAACGAUGGCAUACCUGGCCACCCAGGACAAGCUGGACCCCGUGGAAGGCCCGGUGCAGACGGCUGUAACGGGACACAGGGAGACUCAGGGCUACCAGGACAACCCGGCUAUAAUGGCUCACCUGGUUUUCCUGGACAACCAGGAUGGAAGGGGCAGAAGGGGGACACUCUGGAGCUGAGUGUGUACAUGGAGCGCUUCAGGGGAGAUCCAGGCACACCAGGGGUCAACGGAAUAUGUGGGCUUCCAGGAAACCAAGGUUGGCAGGGUAACAGAGGCUUUACAGGACCAAAGGGUCCCCAAGGUACUCCAGGUCCCCGUGGGCCAAAGGGCACUAUGACCACAGUGCUUAAGGGACACAGAGGAGAACCAGGGGAAAGCGGACAGCCAGGGCCGCAAGGAAACUCUACUCAUCAGCAAGUUCUGCCCCCCUAUGGACCCUCGGGACCUCGUGGACCGAAUGGUCUGAAAGGAACAGCAGGAGAUCCAGCUGACAACAAAGGAGAAACUGGUGUGAUGGGAUUCCAUGGGGGCCGGGGUGCAGCUGGUGAAGAUGGGCGCCCUGGACCAAGGGGGGAUUUCGGCGAACAAGGACCAAAAGGCCGAGGUGGUUCUAAGGGAGAAAGAGGUGAUCCAGGACAACUGAUUUCAUCAGGAUCCUCAUGGCCCUGGUCUACGGCAGGUGGUCCUCCCGGUCCCCCUGGUGUGCAGGGCCCAGAGGGAGAGAGGGGACCGGUAGGAGACCAAGGCAUCCCCGGACCCCCUGGACGCUACGCCUCGCAAACACAGCAACAAGUUUUGGAUUUCAUAGGGCCAUUUGGUAUAAAGGGGGAAUCAGGAGACAAGGGCCAAUCAGGUGAUCCAGGACUCCCUGCUGACAGGGCAGGACUCCCUGGCACCGACGGGCGCCCAGGGGCCAAAGGCCUUCCAGGACCCAAAGGAACAUGGGCUGAGUUCUUCAAGGGGGCUCCUGGUGGGAGAGGAAGGCCGGGCAAUGCAGGCUUUAAAGGAGUGAAAGGUAAUCAUGGGGUGUGUGAAUGCAUUGUUGUAAACUCUUCACCGGGGCUACCUGGACCUGCCGGUGACCACGGCGAUGCUGGGAUGACUGGAGAGUUUGGUCAGAGGGGUGAUUUAGGAGAGCCAGGUCCCGAAGGAGACUCUGGAUUCCCUGGAUCUCGUGGGCUCAGCGGUGUGCCGGGCCUUAAGGGUCGAAAAGGGGAAGAGAGAGUGUCCUCAGAGAGAGGAUAUCCUGGAGACUCAGGGGUUUCUGGGCGAGAUGGUGAGUCGGGAGUGUUUGGUGCUCCAGGCCGAAAUGGUUUUCCUGGUAUCCCUGGGAGCCGAGGUCUUCCGGGAGAAGGUCCUAAAGGAGAACUUGGAGACAAAGGUUUUCCAGGUUCGCCCGGUCGACCCGGUGCAACCGGGCUAAGUGGACAAGACGGUACAGUCCUUGGAGGGCACAAGGGCCAACAGGGUUUACCUGGUGACGACGGCCUGGCAGGUUAUAAUGGAGUUCCAGGAACACCUGGCAGCCCAGGCGGCUGUAGUCCAGGAGAUGGAGGACAGGUGGAUGUAACAGGUCCUUGUGAUACUUUUCCUGGACCUCCUGGGCUGCCUGGACCUCCAGGUCCCAGUGGAUUAACAGGUUUCCCAGGUCCUCUCGGCCAAACAGGACCACAGGGUCCACUUGGAGCACAUGGAGUGAAAGGAGACACAGGAGAUCAAGGCAUAGGGGGCCGUCCUGGACCAUCAGGUUUUUCGGGCCCCCGUGGAGACCGUGGGUUUCCUGGCGGCAAAGGUUCAGACGGAGUCCCAGGUGUGCCCGGUGUGUCCGGUCGAUACGGUGCGCAAGGUGAGAAGGGUGUUCACGGAGAAAUCUUCGGAGCAUCGGCAGGAUCCCCCGGUGACCCAGGGCUGCCUGGGCUUCAAGGGAAUAAAGGCCAGACCGGUGAUUCAGGAGAGCAAGGCUAUUCAGGAAUGGACGGCAUGCCUGGUAUGAUCGGCUUCAAGGGUGAGCGGGGCCCUUUAGGCCUGCAGGGGGAGGAAGGGAGGCCUGGGCCAGCGGGAAAGUACGGCUACCCCGGUGAUCCUGGGCGAGCGGGUACACCUGGGCCGCAAGGUGUUACUGGACAGCCAGGUUUCACUGGAGAGAGGGGAACUGAAGGAGAACCAGGCUCUCCAGGUCCAGUUGGAUUAAAAGGCUUCCCAGGGCAAUUUGGUAAUGAUGGUGCCGUUGGAGAGUAUGGCCCAACAGGUCAACCGGGAGAGACUGGUGCAGAUGGACGGCCAGGAGUUCUAGGAAUGAAGGGAUACAAAGGGUCUCCUGGCAUGCCAGGCUUUGAGGGGACCAGGGGCAAUCUAGGGGGGAAGGGCUUCAGUGGGUUCAGUGGGGAACCUGGAGUGCUGGGCCAAGGUGGUCCAAAAGGAGUGACGGGUCAAAGUGGAGCGAAAGGCGAUCGGGGUUUGAGAGGGCCAUCCGGGGACAAGCCUCAAAUCCCCGGCCAGUUGGUUUUUGACAUGAAGGGAACCAAGGGAGACUAUGGACAAUAUGGAAAUCAAGGUUUCACCGGGCAGAGAGGUAUUAAGGGUUUGCCCGGUGUGCCGGGCUACGAGGGAACUCACGGUCUUCCUGGAGAGCCCAGCAAUAAGAAAGGUUACCAUGGAGAUCCGGGUGCAGAGGGACUGCUGGGGAUAAAAGGAAUGCCCGGCCCAACUGGAAAUCAAGGAAUUACUGGUUUUGAGGGAAUGCCAGGCAACAAGGGAAUUAAAGGAAGUCCUGGUGCCUACGGUGCAUCAGGAGACAAAGGAAAGAGUGGAUUUAAAGGGGAGAAAGGCCCACGCAUAGAUCUUCCAGGAACCACCGGCUUGAGAGGAGAGCAUGGUCUUCCAGGAGAACCAGGCCAGAAAGGAUUAUUUGGACCAACAGGGGACAGGGGCAUACCAGGUUUUGGUGGAAUUGAAGGAAAAAAAGGAGAGUGGGGGGAUCCAGGAAUAUUAGGGUACCCAGGCUCUGAUGGUCAGAAGGGAACUCCUGGUAACCAAGGUCAAAAAGGCUUUCCUGGAUCUCCUGGAAAAGAAGGAUAUCCGGGUGUUCGUGGCUUCACAGGAAACAAAGGUUUCCUUGGCCUGAAGGGUCUUUAUGGAUUACAUGGACUGAAAGGACAGAAGGGUAUCCCCGGCACACCAGGCCUGGAUACCACUGGACCAGCUGGAGAACAAGGAAUCAAAGGAGAGAAGGGAGAGGGAGGUUACCCCAACAGCCAGCCAGGUUUACCUGGCACAGUGGGUUUGAAAGGUUUCCAGGGCCCUCUAGGUGACCGUGGUCAACCUGGACUGCCAGGAUUUCGCGGCCCCGUAGGACCAAAUGGGACCGCUGAAAAACCAGGACACAGUGGGGACCCUGGCUCUGGAGGACCUAAUGGGUACCAAGGCUUCCCUGGACCCAAAGGGCUUCCUGGUGCUGAUGCUUUCCCUGGAGAAAAGGGUGUACGUGGAAUAAGUGGGUUUCCUGGAGUCCCUGGUAGGAAAGGAUUCAAAGGAGAUCAAGGUUCAUUUGGACACAGGGGGCCAAAUGGUGUUUCUGGGAAGAAAGCUGUGAAAGGAGAUCAAGGAGUGAUGGGUGUUCCUGGUACCAUAGGUUUGAAGGGAGAAAAAGGGCCAACUGGUCCAAAAGGAAACACUGGACUUACAGGUUUUCAGGGGUACCCAGGGAACCAGGGUCCUCUUCCCAUUCCCAUCAGAAUCCCAGGAGAGAGAGGCCCUAACGGACCGCAGGGUAUAAAAGGACCACAGGGGAUCAGCGGGGAAGUAGGGCCACAGGGCCCCCCUGGUGAUACAGGUUUCAUGGGACCCAUUGGGCAGAAGGGCAUGCCUGGGAUUGGUGGUAGAUCAGGAACACCUGGAUUCCGUGGAGAGCUUGGACAAAUGGGCCACCCUGGUCUGCAAGGCAUGGAAGGUCACCGUGGCAAUCCUGGUAGCCCUGGGUUACCUGGUAUGCCGGGCCGAAGCGUCAGUGUGGGUUACUUGCUGGUGAAACACAGUCAAUCAGAACAGACGCCCAUGUGUCCUGUUGGCAUGUCGAAACUGUGGGACGGCUACAGUCUGCUGUACUUUGAGGGCCAGGAAAAGGCCCACAACCAGGAUCUUGGUUUGGCAGGCUCCUGCCUCCGACGGUUCAACACCAUGCCCUUCCUGUACUGCAAUCCUGGAGACAUCUGUUACUAUGCCAGCAGAAAUGAUAAGACCUACUGGCUGUCGACGAGUGCUCCUCUUCCCAUGAUGCCCGUAGAGGAGGGAGAGAUCAAACCGUAUAUCAGCCGCUGCUCAGUAUGCGAAGCUCCAUCAGUUGCCAUCGCAAUCCACAGCCAGGAUAUCACCAUCCCACAGUGUCCUGCAGGCUGGCGCAGCAUGUGGAUUGGAUACUCCUUCCUCAUGCACACAGCAGCAGGAAAUGAAGGUGGAGGUCAGUCAUUGUCAUCGCCUGGCUCUUGCCUGGAGGACUUCCGCGCAACACCGUUCUUUGAGUGUAACGGGGCCAAAGGCACAUGCCACUACUUUGCUAACAAGUACAGCUUCUGGCUAACCUCCAUAGAUCAGUCGUUCCACACUGAGGCGGCAUCAGAGACGCUCAAAGCAGGCCAGCUCCUGUCACGCAUCAGCCGCUGCCAGGUCUGCAUGAAGAACUUGUGAGAGACUCGACAGUAACGCCGACACAAAGAGUUUGUUGCAAUGAAAGUGGUCUAGUCUCUCUAUCCAUGUGCUAAACCAAACAAAGGGGGAUCUGAAAUACCGAUUUAGAUUGAUGUAAAUUGGAAACCUUCUCCCCGAACCAGAGCUCAGAUAUGCAAUGACUGUCCGAUGCCUUGAGUGAAAUGUCCCACUGUAGAUAAAACAGAAGCCCUAUAAUGAAAUCAACAGCAUUAUGGGAAUGCAAGUAUUUUGUGUUAAAUGUGGAUUGGUGCUUAUUGAUUAACUUAUUACCUCAGCUACGAUGACACAUUGUUAACGAUCAGAGACCGUACACUAGAGCUGAACCAAAGAUGCCCGUGUGUAUGCACUGCUUCAGUUUAUCUAGAUGUUUGUAUUGUUUAGGGUGUACAGCCCACCAUAAAGCCACUAACACUGCUUCUCAUCCAAUUGAAGAAAUGCUCCUGAACAAUCGUUGGUUGAUACUUUUGACAGUAUUAUCCUCCUUUUAUUUCAUUGCUUUUACAAAACUUAUUUUUAUAUUACGACAGUCUCUUCAAGCGUUAUAUGCAUUUAUCAACUAUUGCAAAAUCAUCUAACUCUUUAUUUUUCAUACACCAUACGUAUGUUCACACAAUGCACUGAUUCUCUUUGUAUUUAUACCAGCUGAAUGAACUUGAGCCCCCUCUUUAAGAGUUUAAACAUAUUUUAUCUAAUACUACUCAUGUCAACUCAUUUUCCUUUACAAAUCUACUAAUUAUUAAACUGUCGCGAGCUGCAAGGACAAAAUGUAAACAGCUCAGAUCAAAGGUCUGACUGCAGCACAUUCAUGCUGUAGUAACUGAUUAGACUAUUUUACACAAUUUAGAGGUCAAAUGUUCUACUUCACCUGGAUUCAAAUAAAACAAACGUUGAUUAGACGGGGAAUAUACUGACAAAUAACUGUAAUGUAAUAUUGGUCAUUUUCAUAACAUGAUUAUUUCAUUGGAUUGUAAAGAUUAAAUGUUGUUUGUUAUACUC